UUCAUAUUAUAAUAAAGUAUAUUUUAUUUCUAUGAAUAAAUUUUAUAUAUCCCACAAAUAAAUUUUCAAGUAUUUUUUUAGUAUAUGAAUUUAAAACUUGCGAUAUUCAGUCACAAUUCGUUGUAAAUGUUUAAACAAAACUAUAAGAUUCAAAAAGAGUAGAAACUACUCUCCUUGGGAGUUUUAUCGAAACACGCGAUAUCGAUCGAAUUCGAUAUUGCGCACCAUAUUGGCAAUUAUAUUCAGAGUGAACGCGGCAUCGGACGGGUCAAAGAUCACAACGGCUGAUAGAUCAUGCCCUUUAUUGCAAAAUGGAAGCUGAAAUUGAGGUUCAUAGCGUUCCUCUAUUAUUAAUCUCUUCUAUCUUAAUGCUCAUGUUUAUUAUGAAUGAGUCGCGCAAACGACGUCAGUAUAAGCUUCGUCAAUCGUUCCGAAACUUUUUCCUAAUCUAAUAUAACCUAAUUGAACAAAACCAUAGACAUAGAUAGACGGUACGACAAUCGACAGCUGUGCACAGUGCAAAAUCGCCGUAACCGAUAUCAGAACGCAUUCGAUAAUUAAAUACUACAAUAGAUAAUAUAAUAUCGAGUGAUUGCGUGACAACACCUUAUGUGUACGUUCGACAAUUCGGCGGCGCGUCGAGUUGUGCGUCUUUCGACGGAGCGGCAAAACAUGUCAACAAAACACGCAGGUCAUCGACACACUCGCGAACGUCGCAUUCCUUUGUGGGGAGUUGAGGACGUCGUUUAUGGCGAUAGCGCUGCUCGUUAUUUCUGCGUCAGUUUCGCGAAAUGCGUCCUUCCAUGUCCUUCCUUGUUUCCAUGUGUGUGUCAAUUAUCGACACACCCGUCGCGCGGCCGCGUACGUCGAUGAUUACAAUGGAGCAUCGUAAAAUUCGGGGAGUGAGUGUCCGGCGUCGCGAGUCUUUCGGCGUGACAACAAAACAUCAACAAAGCAUGCAGGAGCUCGACAGGUUCGCGUACGCCGCAUUCCUUCGCGGAGCGUUGACGGAGUCGCUCGUCGGUACUCUGUCCGCUAUUUUCACGUAAGUCCUGCGGAAUUGAUCAAUGUCCCCGCGUAUGAUAGUCAGUGUUCGUUAUUACUUGACGAUACUCGCGCCGCGGUCGCGUGUGCUGGUGAUUACAACGUUCUACCAUAGUUUCCAGAGGAUGCCUGUCCCGGAGGAGCCGGGUCGGGCAAAACGGGAUUGGUUCGACGAUGAUCAUCUUUAUGUUUAGAUCCACAUAUAGCCGACCUCGACUUCCAUCAUUUCGAGAUCUAAUAGAAAAGACGCAGUCACACGGCUCUAGGGGAUGCGAUGUCUGGGGGAUCCUCCGCGCCGGAGGAUUCGGCUUGGGCCUGGCUGAGUCGGCUCGAAGAGACGAGCACUUGAUUCUAAGGGGAUGCCACACCGGAGGAUCCGGUUCGGGCCUGGCAGAGUUGGCGCGAAGAGACGAAGCAAACGACCAGCCAACUCUUAAGAGCUGCUGCGCCGGAGGAUCUGGCUCGGGCCAAGCGGGGUUAGCUCGAAGAAACGAUAGUAGAACGUGGCUGCCCUGAUCGGCGGGUCGGUAAGUCAAAUAAGAAAAAAAAUAUGGUAAUAGAAAGACUAAAAGUUUUUCCAUGUAAUGCAUGUUUAUGAAUCAAUGCGAUUUACUUUGCUGUGGUGUAGUGUGUGUAUGUGCCGUCCAAUAAAGCACAUUGUUCGAAACAACUGAAAGAUCG
Molecule: messenger RNA, 1725 nt
Organism: Odontomachus brunneus
Lineage: Eukaryota; Metazoa; Arthropoda; Insecta; Hymenoptera; Formicidae
Exons: 6
Coding region: 1219-1560 (113 amino acids)
Source: RefSeq, a predicted model, not a curated record